AUGAAUGAAAUGAGUUCGGAAAUGGAUGAAAUAUUCAAGCCAACAUUCCGACCUUAUUGUGCCUCAAGGGAUAUAUGUAGAGCCGACUGUACUUGCUUUAAUACUCCAAACUGUACUGUUCUUCAGAUGGAGGACAGUGUGAGGAACCACAUAGUCUGUUUCCUGAACGAAAUCAGAGAUAUCCAAAGUAGAGGACAGCCAUCACCUGCUGGUAUACCAAUUUUACAAUACGACCAUUAUUUGGAGCAAAUUUCAGUGUGCUGGGCUUCGUUAUGUACAGUUGACCAUUCAGAUUGUUUUAUCCACCCGAAAUUCAACGAAACAUCGCAGAGUGUUGGACAGAUGGUACUCAAGAAAGAAAAAGCACCAAUUUUCUUAUGGAAUGAGAUGUUGGUGAAAUGGUUGGGCGGUGUGGGCAUUUUGAACGUGGAAAUCAUGACCAGUUUGCCGGAAGGAGAGAAAGGAGAAGAAAUGUACAAUUACGCACAGCUUCUAAGCGACAGAAUACAGUUUAUAGGUUGUGCUUGGGCUCUGUUCAACAACACGAUCAUAUACGUUUGUACCUUUGGACCAAGGGGACCUUCACAGGGAGAUUACAUUUGUAGAAUUGGUGUCCCAUGCUCGAAAUGCCCAACUGGGUACGAAUGCGAUUUCAAGAAGCCAUUCACGAAUCUGUGUAAGCCUAUGACAGCCAAGAAAACCAAAAAAACGAAAACGAAAACUUCGCCUGAAGAUAAACCAGUAAAAAUUCUACCUCAUUCACGAGAUACCAAAAACAGUAGCGACCGGGAAACGACUGAAGAGUCAGGAGAUAAAAAAUUUCUUAGCGCGAUCGCAAUGGCUAUAACGAUUAUACUUAUCGCUGUUGUUGUAGUUUUGGUUGGUGGUUUUAUUGCGUUCUAUAUCUGGUUUGUUUAG
Coccinella septempunctata (seven-spotted ladybird) is the source of this 918-nucleotide messenger RNA. Its product is annotated as ancylostoma secreted protein-like. The record is from RefSeq and is a predicted model, not a curated record. The transcript has a single exon. The coding region runs from base 1 to 918 and encodes 305 amino acids. Lineage: Eukaryota; Metazoa; Arthropoda; Insecta; Coleoptera; Coccinellidae.